Pieris brassicae (large cabbage white) is the source of this 675-nucleotide messenger RNA. It is a transcript of the gene mRpL54, whose product is annotated as 39S ribosomal protein L54, mitochondrial. Gene Ontology annotation, molecular function: structural constituent of ribosome. Gene Ontology annotation, cellular component: mitochondrial large ribosomal subunit. Bases 139 to 585 code for a protein of 148 amino acids. The transcript has 3 exons. Lineage: Eukaryota; Metazoa; Arthropoda; Insecta; Lepidoptera; Pieridae. The record is from RefSeq and is a predicted model, not a curated record.
AGUCUUGACUCUACUAAGUAGUUGGUGGUGGCGUAACUUAUGUAUUUGUUAUUACUACUUACUAAAUAAUUAGUGGUUAUUACGUUUCAGUUUAUUAAUUAAUUAUUAUUCUGAAACCAGAAUCUUUUUAACUUUAAAAUGUCGUGUCAUUUAAUUCGUAUACUGUCCCUAAAUUACGGGUCAGUAGGAACUUGUUCGUUCAUCACGAUACCAAAAUAUCGAAUGCAUACGGAUGUUACUAGACAUGCUGUAAAGAAAACAACCUCGGCUGCUGGAGGUGUGUUGGGUUUGGGUCGAGGUAAGAAGAAAGUGGGCAAAGUUAGUGCUAUGGAGAAAAAGCAGCUUCCAGUUGAGUCAGAUCCUGAAAAACUAGUAAAUUAUGUUUGUGGCUCUAAUAUUUAUCUCACUGGUGAAGAUGUCAAGAUAAAAGAUGACAGAGAGUACCCCGAUUGGCUGUGGACUUUAAACAGAGGAGCUGCACCUCGUAUUGAAGAACUGGACCCCAACACAAAAGAAUACUGGAUGAGAGUUAGGGCUGCUGGAAUGAGGAGAAACAAUAAACUGCGAUCAAUGAGAAAAUUUUAGUUUAUCAACAUCGGUGUGGCAUUGUGUUAAUUGCACCAAUGUUUAACCUGAGUAAUUUAUAAAAUUUGUAAAUAUAUAUGAUGCUAGUAA